Molecule: messenger RNA, 1767 nt
Organism: Pyricularia pennisetigena
Lineage: Eukaryota; Fungi; Ascomycota; Sordariomycetes; Magnaporthales; Pyriculariaceae
Exons: 2
Coding region: 1-1767 (588 amino acids)
Biological process (GO): magnesium ion transport
Cellular component (GO): membrane
Molecular function (GO): magnesium ion transmembrane transporter activity
Source: RefSeq, a predicted model, not a curated record
AUGGGCUCAAUCGGCGAUCUCAAUCCGGGUGGGAGCAUAGCCGUCGGAAUCAUUGUUGGCUUGUUAUCUACCGGUGUGCAAAGCCUUGGAAUAACGCUUCAGCGCAAGUCACACAUCCUCGAAGACGAAAAGGGUCCCCACGAUAUACGAAGACCGCCACACCGCAGAAGAAGAUGGCAAAUUGGCAUGGGCAUGUUCAUAGUGUCCAACUUGCUGGGUAGUACCGUUCAAAUUUCGACGCUUCCGCUCCCAGUUCUCUCGACUCUCCAGGCCUCGGGUCUGGUCUUCAACUCGAUAUGCGCUUCUCUAAUCCUGGGAGAGCCGUUCACACGGUGGUCGAUUGGUGGCACGUUACUUGUUUGCACCGGUGCGCUACUGAUCGCUAUUUUUGGAGCCAUCCCGAGCCCUCCGCACACACUUGAAGAGCUGCUCAUCCUGCUCGGCCGCACGCCGUUUGUGGUCUGGAUGUGUCUGCAAGCCGUGCUUGUAAUAACUGUGGCGGCUGCGACGGAGUCGCUCAAUCACGUUUUCAAAAAACUGGCGCAGAACCCUAGGUUUCGGCUGGUCCGGGGCUUAGCUUACGGAUGCAUCAGUGGUAUUCUGUCCGCACACUCGUUGCUUGUGGCCAAAUCAGCGGUCGAGCUUGUCAUCAAGACGUUGACAGGCGGAAGUAACCAGUUUGUCCAUUGGCAAUCGUGGGUUUUACUUCUUGCACUCGUGACACUGGCCCUAACGCAGCUAUACUAUCUACAUAGAGGCCUAAAGCUGGUCUCCACUUCGGUCCUAUACCCAUUGGUAUUCUGCAUCUACAACAUCAUCGCCAUUCUUGACGGUCUCAUCUACUUUGACCAAAUGAACCAGCUCAGUUUGAAGAGUGCCCUGCUCAUAGCGUUGGGCACUGUCAUUCUGCUGUCUGGUGUAUUGGCACUCUCGUGGCGUCUCAGCGAUGAGCAGCACCCGCCAGCAGUUGGCCAAUCUACGCUCGCGCCGGGGCUUGGCCUUGUCGAGGACACGGACGGCGAAGAAGACGACGAGGAAGGACUCCUGCUUGGCUCGGACUUCGGCCGUGUCGGGGACGAGGACGAUGUCCUAGAGUCGAGCACGUACACCACAUACCAAACAGUCGGCAGUGAACGCAGGCCAUCGCUGCUCGCAAUAGGAGAUCAACAAAGGCCUCUGUCCCUGAAUCUCACACCAACACGGAAGAAGACAUCUUAUUCUUCCAAGCGCACGAGCUGGGCGGAACGUGUUGAAAUUUGGGGCGAGCUUGAGGACCUCGAACGCCCUGCAUCUCCGGCCUUUAGCAGAAGUCGGAGCCAGACACUACCUUCCAUGGUGGGUGGAUCUGACAUGCCACCGCGCAGAGGGUUCAGUAGCGGUAGUCCUUUUAGUCCUGGCGGUGUGGCAGUUGUUGAGGCGACUGAGGACGCAGGGGGCGAUGCAGAUACCGAGGCCCAACAUGGCCGUUUGCGUCUCCGUCGCCGGAGGCGGUCCACGGGGUUUCCAGGAUUUCAUGCUAGGAAGACUAGAAGGAAGAGUUCAGGAGGGCUUCAGGACGCUAUUAGCGGACUCUGGAGAAACAGGUGGUGGAACGCGUCAUCUGGGUCGAAGGGCAAAGGUCCUGCCGUCGAUCCACAAGGGGAGGACAUGCCUGCUUUUCCUCCUUAUAGGGAUGACCCUAACGAUGAAGAACAGGGAGGACCAAGUCCGAACAGUGCAAGCUCUUCCUCACGUGACGGGCCACCAGGGAACGAUUCGAACGUAUAA